Messenger RNA from Micromonas pusilla CCMP1545, 2119 nucleotides. RefSeq names its product leucine-rich repeat-containing protein. Gene Ontology annotation, molecular function: protein binding. The transcript is spliced from 2 exons. The record is from RefSeq and is a predicted model, not a curated record. Lineage: Eukaryota; Viridiplantae; Chlorophyta; Mamiellophyceae; Mamiellales; Mamiellaceae. Bases 8 to 598 code for a protein of 196 amino acids.
GCCCGGCAUGUCGCACGGCGGCGGCAGGGUCACGGGGAUCACCCCCGGCGCGUCGUGCCCGCCCGCGGGUUUCCCGCUCGAUUACUCGUACAAAGAGGUGACGUCCGUGGCCGGGUUCUUAGAGGACGACGGGAAGCCGUUCGCGGGGAUCGCGAAAGGGAUGGAUCACUCGAAACUCCCCAAGGGCAGCGUCCUGAACGCGACCGGCGUGCGGCUGAACAACAACGCGCUGCGCGACCUCGCGGGGCUCGAGGAGUUCCUAGACGCGGUGCUCGACGACCCGAGCGAGCUGCGAUGGCUGGACUUGUCGCACAACCAGCUGACGAGGGUAGACCCCGUGAUCCUGAAGUACCCGAGGCUGAGUUGCGUCUACCUCCACGGGAAUAAGAUCGAGAGCAUACGCGAGAUCGACAAGCUGAGCGCGCUGGAGGAGCUGUCGAAGUUCACCGCGAUGGGGAACCCGAUCGAGGAGCGCGCGGACUACCGGAUGUACGUCCCGCACCAGCUGCAGAAGGUGCGGUCGUUGGAUUUCAUUCGCGUCACGCCGACGGAUCGCGACAAAGUGGCGGCGUGGCACGCGUUGCGACCGAAGCGGUAGCGGCGGGCGAGGGGGGGGGCAGGGGGGCGGUGGAAGACGGCUUCGGCGGGUGAGAGGUCGCGCCGCCGCGCGUGUGUAUAGCGAACGCAGUGCCGUGGUCGUCGUUCGUCUCGAUGAUGAUCGAUUUGAUUUAUACGUCGGUAACUUCAUUACAAAGCAAAGAAUAGCGGGUUGGCAAAGAAAACAAUACGCGUGCCGUGUUCGGCGCCGAGUCUUCGUCGUCGAGCUCGUUAAUAAAAGCUUCGACUCUCGGCGCCUACCCCCCCGUGGGACUCGACCAGACUAAUAAGCGAGCGGUGGUAGUAUUUCAUCUAACGUUUAUCCGUGAAACGCAAACGGAAUUGCUGCGCACGCGCGCGCUUAGUAGCGGUACGCCGCGGGCUUGUACGGACCCUCGACCGGGACGUUGAUGUACGCCGCCUGCUCCGCGCUGAGCUUCGUGAGCUUGACGCCAAUCUUUUCGAGGUGAAGCGCGGCGACCUUCUCGUCGAGGUGCUUGGGGAGGACGUACACCUUCUUCUCGUACUUGCCCGUCUUGCGCUCGUUCCAGAGCUCGAGCUGCGCGAUCGCCUGGUUCGUGAACGAGCACGACAUGACGAAGGAGGGGUGACCGGUGGCGCACCCGAGGUUGAGGAGACGGCCCUCCGCGAGCAUGAUGAUGCCGUGGCCGUCGGGGAACUCGUAGCGGUCGCACUGGGGCUUGAUGUUCGUGUGCUUGAUGCCCGGGUAAGACUCGAGGCCGGCCAUGUCGAUCUCGUUGUCGAAGUGACCGAUGUUGCCGACGAUGGCGUUGUUCUUCAUCUGCUUCAUGUGCUCCACCAUGAUGAUGUCCUUGUUACCCGUCGUCGUGAUGAAGAUGUCCGCCUCCUUGACGCAGUCCUCGAUGGGCGCGACCUGGAACCCGUCCAUCGCCGCCUGGAGCGCGCAGAUCGGAUCGAUCUCGGACACGAUCACGCGCGCGCCCGCCGCCUUCAUCGCCUGCGCGGAGCCCUUCCCGACGUCGCCGAAGCCGGCGACGAACACCGUCUUGGACGCGAUCAUCACGUCCGUCGCGCGCAUGAUGCCGUCCGGAAGCGAGUGACGGCAGCCGUAGAGGUUGUCGAACUUGCACUUGGUCACGGAGUCGUUGACGUUGAUGGCCGGGAAGAGGAGCUCGCCCGCCUUCUGCAUCUCGUACAGACGCUUGACGCCCGUCGUCGUCUCCUCGGAGACGCCGACGCACGUCUCGACGAUCUUGUGCCAACGCUUGGGGUCGAUCGCGAGGUUCUCCUUGAUCGUCUUGAGCACGAGCUUCAUCUCCGCGUUGUUCGUGGUGGACGGGUCCGGGAUCGCGCCGGACUUCUCGAACUCGAUCUCAGCCUUGUAGCCCUCGUGGAUGAGGAGCGUCGCGUCGCCGCCGUCGUCGACGAUGAUGUCGAGCGGGUCGGAGCCCCAGUUGAGCAUCUUAUCGGUGCACCACCAGUACUCCUCGAGCGUCUCGCCCUUCCACGCGAACACCGCGGCGGAGUCGCGCGCGACCGC